AUGGCACGUCAAAUCAUUGUUCUUGCUCUUAUCUUUGUCGCAGUUGCCGGCUCAGUCGUUUCUGCAGCCCAAAGCCCAGCUUCUGCUCCAUCAAAAUCUGAAUCACCAAAAAUUGCACCAACAGGAUCAGAAGUUGCACCAGUCUCCUCACCAUCCAGCGACAGCGAAGAUGUAGCCGCCACCCCAUCAGCCAGUCCUAAAUCCUCCGCCGAAGCCCCAAUUCAGAAAUCUCCAUCUCCCAGAUCAUCCAUCUCAUUCGCACCAUCUGAUGCUCCAUCUGGUUCAUCUGACCUAAGCUCUCCACCUGCACCCACACCUGAGGCUUCCGGACCUACCGCUGAUGCUCCUACUACUACUGCUGAUGCUCCUGCCCCCUCAAAGCAGAGCAAUGGUGCUAGUGGUUUGACAUACUCUGCUGUCGUCGGCGGUGCUGCUGCUGCUGCUUUCUUUUUUUAA
Messenger RNA from Papaver somniferum (opium poppy), 456 nucleotides. Its product is annotated as classical arabinogalactan protein 11-like. NCBI's taxonomy places the organism in Eukaryota, Viridiplantae, Streptophyta, Magnoliopsida, Ranunculales, Papaveraceae. The transcript has a single exon. The record is from RefSeq and is a predicted model, not a curated record. Bases 1 to 456 code for a protein of 151 amino acids.